Sabethes cyaneus is the source of this 1613-nucleotide messenger RNA. RefSeq lists its product as uncharacterized. Gene Ontology annotation, cellular component: mitochondrion. Bases 87 to 1439 code for a protein of 450 amino acids. NCBI's taxonomy places the organism in Eukaryota, Metazoa, Arthropoda, Insecta, Diptera, Culicidae. The transcript is spliced from 2 exons. The record is from RefSeq and is a predicted model, not a curated record.
AACCAAAAGUGUAAAAUAAAGUCUAAACACGAAACGUUCUUUCAUAAUAGAUUUGCGAGGAUUUACGGUCACAUUCCGUUUGAACGAUGUUGAAACGGGUUUUAACUCCUCGCCCGGCCUUUCGGUUACUUGGUUGCUUGCGGCGCACUUUCCUAUCAGAGGCCUACACUUGCCAGGAGGCUUGGCAAUCCCGAUUGACAACACCCGUUCUAGCGAAAGUGGACCACGAAGCGCUUUAUUAUGAGUUGGAGCAAAAGUUUCACCAGAAAGCAAAGGUUUCGGCAAUCGAUGUCGAUAUCUAUGCCAACAAGCUGAUUGAUGAUUCCCACAUCGAAGAAGCGGCGGACAUAAUGCACAAGUUCCGGUUAACCGAAGAGACCUCCAAUGCGCUCGAUUCUACCCAGCAUGCGAUCGUUCGAAACUACGUCGAACACAGUCACUAUUCCGAGCUGAUUGAGCUGCUUAAUAACCGGAUAGGUUACGGUAUAUUUCUGGAUGAUUACACAGCGAACCUCACGUUAGACCGGCUAGUCACUACGAACGAGUUCAAAUGGGCUGCCCGUAUCGCUACGUUACUGGGCUUGCAAGAGGAUUUUGCCCAUCCAAUAACACGGUCACUGGCUACGUACGCGUGCUAUCGGUACGUGCAAUCGGGCGAAAUUAGCGACUUUGAAGAUAUUGCCCCCAAAGUAGUGGAGGCACCGGUGGAGGACAAGAAGAAAAAGAAAGAGGAGAUCAAGGUGCGCGUUAAGUUCAUACGGAAUCCGUAUUUUGACGAUCAUUUUGAUUUGACUAGUUCGAAGCUGUUGCUGGGUAAAACUUUCUACACUCUUGGUCUGCAGAGCGGGGCGAUUGUGGGCAAUAGUUGCAAGCUUUUGGGAUUAGUUUUGUACGAAAAAUAUGCUGAGGCAUUGAAGUUUGUUGAAGCCUGCAAGAAUGUUGAAAUUAGUGGAGAGAUGGUAGAGUUGGCCAAAACUUUCCUGGGGAAAGUGGAAGUUAAAGAAGAUGAGAGUUAUUUAAAACUAUCCGAGAUACUUGGUACUGCCAACGGCAGUGGUAUGAAGUUGGCCGACGGUAGCUUUGAAAAGUUGCUGCUCGACGACGUAAACAAAAGUAUUGCUGAUAAUGAGAAACAGCAAAUAGAGGAUCAAAUCAAGACUUACAGCCGUUGGUGUGAUCUAAGGCAACAACGUUUGGAAGAAGAGCUUGCCAGAUUGCAUCGUGUCAAACGAAUCCAGGAGAUGGAAAAAAUGGCACGCGAUAUGGAACAAGAAGAACAGAAAUUGUGGUUCUUUGAAAAUGAGGAUAAGAUCGAUUUACAAAUCGAUAGCAAGAAAGUUUACUAUCCAAAGCGCUGGUUCGGCAAGAAAAAGAAGCCACGUACCGUGGAUGAAGGUUACGUUCCGCCAGAGGUUCGUCAACGGCACAGCCAGCAGUAAGUUUUUGCUUUCUUAGUUCUUUCCACAGUGAAAACUAAAGCAUUUCAGAUGAAUAAAGCUUGUUUUAAUGGGCACUUUAGUGGUUGCAGCAGCUUUUUGAGUAGAAUAUCUCGUACCGAAAAUGUGAAUUGCUUUACGCUAACAAUUUCGAUACUGUUUUGAUCGAUUCCGAAU